Molecule: messenger RNA, 1285 nt
Organism: Drosophila novamexicana
Lineage: Eukaryota; Metazoa; Arthropoda; Insecta; Diptera; Drosophilidae
Product: protein AAR2 homolog
Exons: 2
Coding region: 64-1197 (377 amino acids)
Biological process (GO): spliceosomal tri-snRNP complex assembly
Source: RefSeq, a predicted model, not a curated record
AUGUAAACACGAUUAGCUGAAGCAAGUGCCGCUGUACAACAAAGUGGACGCAAAGUACGCAACAUGAACAAAGAUAACUCCAGCAUGCAAAUGGAUCCGGAACUGGCGUUACGGCUGCUCGCAGACGGCGCCGUUUUGGCCAUAGCUGGCGUUCCGGUGGGCACAGAGUUCGGCAUUGACUUGUGCGCCUAUACGAUAGGGCCGGAUUUUCGCGGCGUCAAGAUGAUACCACCUGGCGUGCAUUAUGUGUGGUGCGCUUCGCGCGGCCCCUAUGGCGAUACGGCGCCACGUGUUGGCUUCGUGCAUUUCUUCCAGCCCAACGAGAUACUCGUGCGCGAAUGGGACAAUGAGCUGGAGGAGCUGCGUCCACGCCAGACAGCGGAUCCGGAGCUGGAGCGUGAGCGCAUACGCAAGAAUCUGGCGCAACUGGAGCGCGUGCUGGCGCCCUACGAUUAUCGCUACGUGUGCCAGUGGAAGGAUCUGACGGGCAGCGUUACCGAACCGUGUGUAAAACGCUGCCAGCCGGAGCUGGGCACAAUCCGUACCAACAUUGAGCUGCAAUCCUGCACGGAUGCGGACAGGCCACGCGGCGGCGCCGACAGCAUCAGCAGACGCAACACAGCUGCCAAACUGCUGUUGGACGAAAGCGAUAUGCUGCCUCAUCUGAAGCCCGUGGAGGGCACAGCGCCGCGUUUCUGUGUGGUGCCUGCGCGUGUGCCACAGGAUGCACUGCCGGCGGAUGUGUCACGUCAUGCCAUGGACUGCAUAGCAGCUGUGGAUAGGCUAUUCGAGAGCUUUGGCAACAAGCCGGAUGCGCUCAUUGAGGAACUGCAACUGGCAUUUGUCUUCUUUUUGGUUGGCUAUUCGGUGGAGUCCUUGGAUCACUGGCGCAAGCUGCUCGCCCUGCUGGCCCACUCGGAGACAGCCGUGGGCAAGCACAAGCUGGCCUUUAUGAAGUACAGUGAAGUGCUGGCCCACCAGCUGCCCCAUCUGCCCGAGGAGCUGAUGGCGCCCACCACGCACAACACAGUCUACAAGGAUGUGCGCGAGCUCUUGGUAAAUCUCUACGCUGGCGGUCUCAUGGUGAAUGCGGAGCGUCUGAUGAAGCGACUGGCCAAGGAGCUGGGCUGGCACUUCGAAGGGCUACUCGACGAGGAUCCCGAGGAGCAGCCGGUGAUCAUAGAGCUGGCACAGUAAGGCCAAGGAAAUGGCCUCAGCGCAGCGAAUGCUGGGUGCGCAGAUAGUUCCACAGAUCCCUGGCGGUGCGUAUGCUGACCAUAAACUG